Messenger RNA from Microthlaspi erraticum, 966 nucleotides. The record is from the annotation of a GenBank genome assembly. Lineage: Eukaryota; Viridiplantae; Streptophyta; Magnoliopsida; Brassicales; Brassicaceae.
AUGGAUAUGAUACUUUGCAACACUCUCUACGCUACUUCUCCGUCCCUCUCGCCGUUAACCUCGUUUCGAACGAAACCGACGCGAUUCUCAACGAAACUCAGAGCUCGAGCUCAAUUCCGCUCAAUGGAGGAUCACGACGACCAUUUCCGGCGGAAAUUCAUGGAGUUCCCGUACGUUUCGGCCACGCGCAAGCAGCUCAUGGUUGAUCUCAUGUCGACGUUAGAGCAUCGCCUCCAGCCACAACUCCUCCCCUGUAGCCUCCCGCCGGAAGCACGGAACUUCAAGAACCCAAACGGUUCCGCCGAAGCAUCUAUUCAUAUCAGAUCCGGCGAUAAAUCAUCUCCGAUUGAUUUUAUUAUAGGAAGUUGGAUACACUGCAAGAUUCCAAAUGGCGUAUCUCUCAACAUCACAAGCAUCUCUGCAUUCUUAAACUCCUCAACGAAAGCUCCAAACUUUGUGGUCGAACUCAUACAGAGCAGUGCCACGUCUCUCGUUCUCAUCCUCGACAUUCCACACCGUAAAGACGUCGUUCUUCACCCGGACUAUCUCAAAGAAUACUACCAAGACACUAAUCUUGAUUCUCAUCGCCAGUCUCUCCUUAAGCUUCCUGAAAUCAAACCUUAUGUCUCGCCUUCUCUCUUUGUCCGCUCUGCUUUCUCUCCCGCUGCUUCGAUGCUUAAGAUCGAUGUGGAGGAAGAAGGAAAAUUGGAGGAGAUCUUGAGAGAUCAUGUGAGUCCAGCUGCUAAGGAAGUAUUAGAGGUUUGGCUGGAGCUUUGCGCGAGUGAAGAUGAUGAGGAGAAGAGAGUGGUGGGAGAAGAAGAGAGAAUGGAGUUGGAGAGAAGAGAUAAAAGCUUCAGAAAGAAGAGCAUAGAGGAAGAUUUGGAUUUACAGUUUCCGAGACUCUUUGGAGAAGAAGUUUCCUCCCGUGUCAUACACGCCAUCAAAGAAGCUUUCGGUGUUCUCUAG